UUAACCCAAAAUCGUGAAUUUAAAAAUAAUCCUUUUGUGUUGAUAAUAUCGUGUGAUUAAAAUGCGUUCCGCGGAUAUUAAUCUGGUGAAGGCCAAGCUGGGGCAGCGUUUGAACCGGCUGCGCCGGAACGAAGAUCCGGACGAGCAGUUCCGGCUGCUGAAGCGCUAUCUGUCACAUUUCGUGAAGCUGUUGCAAUGCGCGGGGAGGGUUUUUGAGGGGUCCUUUGCGGACCACUUGCAGCUUGUUGUGAGUCACUUGACCGACCGUCGUCGCAAUUCCGUGGACGUGGAGGUGCUGGCCGGGAUCAUCAAGACCAUUUGCGUGAUUGGAAGUAUCACGGCCGUUCCGUACCAGACGAUGCUGGUUGCGCUGCUGCACCUGUUGGAGAUCUUCGAGCGGAUUUCGGCCAAGGAGACGGUGGCCAGCCUCGAGAUUUGCCAGAACCAUUUCAACAAGCUGAUUCAUCAGAUUCGACGCCUCGGCUAUUACGCGAUCCACCAGCAGCUGGUCGAGUUGGUUUUCGUGUGCUCGCAGGCGUUUGGCGAUUCGCCCGAGCGGAAGCGAUUCGUGCAGCACAUGGGCAAGUCGAUCGGAGGUCCGUGGGACGUUUUGACCACCUGGAAGCCGGCGCAGUUGGAAAAGGAAUGUCGCAGCUUUCUGGUGGAUCUGCAGCAGCAGUCUCGCAUCACCAACGUGUACUCGCUGCAGGUCGAGAGCUGCUCCGCGGGCAAGUCUCGGCUGGUCAAAUCCAACAAGGGCGGCGAAAAGCUGUGGUUGGACUUCAACUACAGUCCUCGCACGAUUAACUUCACUACGGUCAUUCCGGAAAAGCAAGAGUCAAACGGCACGUUGGAGCUGGAGAUCAAACACCAAGACAUAACCGGAAUCGAUCUGAUCAGCUCUCGUCUGCUGAAGAUCACCUACAAAGACAUCCUCGUCGCCCCGAGGAAGCUGAACGUCGCCAAGUCGGGCUGGCUGGAGUUCCAACUCCCCGUCGAUCUCGACCUCCAGCACUUCAUCGACGAAACUCUGCCGCAGUUCCGAACGGGCGCCGCCCCAGCAAGCCAAGAACCACAACUCCCCAACGACAGUCACCUCGAAAACCUCCUCAACAUCUCGAUGCUGGAGUCCAUUGAAUCGGAGCCAACCGGCCAACGCACCACCAACAGCAACCUGGACGAGUCGCAGCGCCUGCGCGACAACUGCGACACCAUCGAGCGCCACCGGAACAUCCGGCGCGAGCUGCUGAACGAAUCGAGCGAGAGCAACAAGGAGAACGAAGUUCCAAACGUUGGUAAUGUACGCGUGGUUCUGCAGGACGUUCAGCGGCUGCGCGUGUUCGAACAGCUCCGGACGGAAUGUCAACAGCAGCAGCAGCAGCGGCAGCAACAACGGCCACCCUCGAAGCGGGAAAGGGUUGAAUCUGGAAGUGAUUCGUCAAUCUGCGUUUGGUUGCCGACUGAGAAGGAGAAGGAAAAGUCGGCGGACGUAACUGGAAACAGUUCGAGCAAGAAGCGCAAGCUGUUCUUGAGACAGAGUGUGGAAGAAGAUUUGAACGAGAGCAAGGACUCGCAGCUGCAACGCAACAAGUACGUGGAGGGCAAGCUGAUCAACACGGUGAAGCCGCUGAAGGCCAUCGAGGAGGACAUUGUUCACUUGAGCAGGUCCGAGGUGCUGGACGUGACCGGAUCGUCCGAUUUGAUGUCGUCGGAAGAGUUGGAGCAGUCCGUGCAGGCGUACAUCGAGAACAACGGGACGUUUGGCAUCGCGCAGCAGAAAGUGCUGGACAAGAAGUUGGAGCAGAACAUCCGUAAAAUCAACCAGAUGGUGGACCGAUCGGCGCUGCGAUUCUUCAAGCGGGAUCCGGCGCCGGAGAAUCCGUACGACUUCAACGAGCCGGACGAUGGCAGCUCGAAGAAGCGCAAGGGACGCAAGUCGGUCUCCGGCAAGAAGCGCAAGCCAGCUGGCGAAGGCAGCAAAGCUGCCAAAAACACUGCGAACGCGUCACGGCGCCGUAAGUCUACCAAGGAAGUGAAGCCGAUUCCGGAGCCAAGUCGGUUGUCGCUGCCCCGAGCCAAGAAACCUACCAAGAUCAUCGACCUGAACAGCGACGACGAAAACGAGGACGUUGGCCCGGACACGUUCCAGCACCUGCAGAUUUCCUCGAUCGAGCCGAAGAAAGAGGCCAAACAGCGCGCCAACACGGCGACGGUGGCCAAGCAGCUCUUUGCCAAAUCUACGCCGAUCAACGACAGUCUGGGCGGAAUUGAGCAAAUCGCGCAGGACUCGCGUAAUGGCAAAACGUUCGUGGUCGAACCAAAGUCGGCUCCCAAGCGAGAGCGCGUGCCCCUCGUCGAACCGACCGUAAUGCUGCGGCGAGACUACAAGAAAUCCCAACAAACGAACAGCUUGAUGGUGGAGAAGGCUGCGGCGUUGAUUUCCGCCGAGAAGGAGAAAAAAGCCAACCAGAUGCCGUCUCCUGCACAGUCGGAGCACAGCUCCGAGGCGGCCAUUUCGAUCUUCGUCCCCGCACCGGGCCGCGUCGAGCUCAAGCGUGCGUCCAAACCCAGCGAACCCUCGCCGCUCACGGAAGAAACGCUUCGACAGUGCAACCCACCCGGAAGCAACGACGUCUCGGUGCCGAUUUCGGUGGCGGCCAACGCCAGCGGAACCGCCCCGAACACGUCCACCGAGGGCGGCUUCAACUUCCAGUUUGCCAAGCGCAAGUACAUCCUGUCCAAGUUCAUCUCGGAAGACAAAGAAGCGGAAAGCGAGCAGUCGUUUGCGAGCAUUGCGGCGCCAGAUUGCAGUUUGGACAUGCGCGUUGGAACCGCCGCAGCUAGGCCGCCUUCCUCGCUGGGAGACGACUUGCCCGAGCAGAGAAGUCGCUCGCAAUCGCCGUGCUAUCCGCAGCUGGUGGAGCACCAGUCGCCGGAGCAGAACAAGCGUAAGAGGGUGCGUAGCGAGGAGGUUGAACAAGCUCCGGUCGUCAAACAGCCGCGUCGACCUGCAGCCAACCGCGAGGUGGUGCCGGUGCCGAAGCCCGUAAUCAUCUCGGUGACCCAGAUCGCCACCAAGUCGGAACGACCAACCAAGGUUGGCCGCACCAUGCUGGACCGAUUCAUGGCCAGGAUCCGCCAGGAGCUGGAUCCGUCGCUGAAUGAGUUGGAAAAGAAGGUGAAGCAUUUGAACGAUAUCGGCAGUAUCGUUCAUCGCGUUUCCACCAAUCUCCGCGCGAAGGAAAUUGGCGAGAAGUGCGCCGCUAUCAAGGAGUUGGAGGCGCAGCUGGACAAGGCGCACGCCGAGCUGGUGCAGAUGGGCCGCGAGUUUAUCGAAGCCAACGAGAGCCAGGCCAAGAUCGUCAGGAAGCUGGCCGUGUACAACGAGCGUAAGCGGGAGCAUUACGAAGAGCAGAUCCGGGCCGGCCAGAACGAGCUGCCGGCGAUUGCGAAGGAUUGUGUGCGCGAUGUGUGGAACGAGCAGAUGCAGAUGCGGUUCAACCAGCUGCGUGAGCUGUUUAACAACUCGUUGAUGUGAGUUGAUGGCUCUGGUGGUGGUGGAUUUCAAUUGUACAUUGUUGAUGAUA
Culex pipiens pallens (northern house mosquito) is the source of this 3587-nucleotide messenger RNA. RefSeq lists its product as uncharacterized. Bases 62 to 3538 code for a protein of 1158 amino acids. The transcript is spliced from 5 exons. Lineage: Eukaryota; Metazoa; Arthropoda; Insecta; Diptera; Culicidae. The record is from RefSeq and is a predicted model, not a curated record.